ACAAUUGAAAAUUCGUAUGUCAUCCUUGUGUCAUAAUCCGGCGAAGCGAAGCUGUUUUUGAAUAAGUUUUAUAAGAAAAUACAUAUUUUAAGUACAAUUGGUGAUUUAAAGAUCUUCCUUUUUUAAAAAAUGGCUCGGCGUUAUGAUACCAGGACAACGAUCUUUUCGCCGGAAGGCAGACUGUAUCAAGUUGAAUAUGCCAUGGAAGCCAUCAGCCAUGCUGGCACAUCCCUUGGAAUUCUAGCCACAGAUGGAAUCUUGCUAGCUGCUGAACGAAGGAAUACCAACAAACUUCUUGACGAAGUGUUCUUUUCAGAGAAAAUUUAUAAGUUAAAUGAUGAUAUGGUUUGCUCUGUGGCUGGUAUUACAUCCGAUGCAAAUGUAUUAACUAACGAGCUUAGAAUGAUAGCACAGAGAUAUCUACUGCAGUACGGAGAAUCUAUUCCAUGUGAACAGUUAGUGUCUUGGCUUUGUGAUGUUAAACAGGCUUACACUCAGUAUGGAGGCAAGAGACCGUUUGGUGUAUCAAUUUUGUACAUGGGCUGGGAUAAACACUAUGGUUACCAGCUUUACCAGUCGGACCCCAGCGGUAACUAUGGAGGUUGGAAGGCAACAUGCAUCGGAAACAAUAGUGCUGCCGCUGUGUCAAGUCUUAAGCAAGAAUAUAAGGAAAAUGAAACAACUUUAGCCGAAGCACAGGCACUGGCUGUCAAAGUUCUCAGCAAAACUUUGGAUAUGACUAAACUCACUCCAGAAAAAGUGGAAAUGGCAACACUUACACGCAAGGACAAUAAGACUAUUAUCAGAAUAUUAACAAGCACCGAGGUUGAAAAAUUAAUUUCUGACUUUGAAAAGAGUGAAGCCGAAGCCGAGGCUGCCAAAAAGCAGCCACCAAAAUCGUAAAAAUACAUAAAGGUUUAAAGGUUCUUUAAUUUGCACAUUAAAUAUUUUACAAAAUU
This is a messenger RNA of Vanessa atalanta (red admiral), 959 nucleotides long. RefSeq names its product proteasome subunit alpha type-4 (gene Prosalpha3). The record is from RefSeq and is a predicted model, not a curated record. Gene Ontology annotation, cellular component: proteasome core complex; nucleus; proteasome core complex, alpha-subunit complex. Gene Ontology annotation, biological process: ubiquitin-dependent protein catabolic process. NCBI's taxonomy places the organism in Eukaryota, Metazoa, Arthropoda, Insecta, Lepidoptera, Nymphalidae. The transcript has 6 exons. Bases 130 to 903 code for a protein of 257 amino acids.